Messenger RNA from Schistocerca cancellata (South American locust), 1974 nucleotides. RefSeq lists its product as uncharacterized. NCBI's taxonomy places the organism in Eukaryota, Metazoa, Arthropoda, Insecta, Orthoptera, Acrididae. The record is from RefSeq and is a predicted model, not a curated record. Gene Ontology annotation, cellular component: plasma membrane. The transcript is spliced from 12 exons. Gene Ontology annotation, molecular function: copper ion binding; oxidoreductase activity. Gene Ontology annotation, biological process: iron ion transport. The coding region runs from base 1 to 1974 and encodes 657 amino acids.
AUGUCCCGCCGGGCCGUGGGCCGGUGCGGCAGUCCGUGGACGUCGCAGCACGGAAUGGCAGCCGACACUGCCGCCCUCUUCUUCGUGGUCGCCGCCGCUGCCUGCACUCAUGCCUACGACGCCGACGCCCAGACACACCUGCAGCUGCAGCCGGACUUCGCGGCCGACGCCCCCGACUACGCCACCUUGCGGGGCUCUUGCACCCGGCGCUGCCGCCUGGGGGACGCGCGCACCUGCCACUACCGCUUCGUCCUCGAGCACUACCACACCAUGAACGCUGCGUGCGGCGGCUGCCCCAGCAACCAGACGGCUUGCUUCGCACCGCAGUGCGUCGCUGCAGAUGGCGUCGAGCGGGGCUUCAUCGCCGUCAACCGACGCCUGCCCGGACCUUCCAUACAGGUGUGCGAGGGCGACCGCGUCGUGGUGGACGUGGAGAACCGGCUGGCGGGCCACAGCACCGCCAUCCACUGGCACGGCGCGCUUCAGCGGUUCUCCCCACACAUGGACGGCGCCCCAGGCGUGACGCAGUGCGCCAUCCCGGCCGCCACCUCCUUCCGCUACGACUUCGUCGCCGACACCCCGGGCACGCACUUCUGGCACUCGCACGACGGCGUGCAGAAGCUGGAGGGCGUGGUGGGCGCGCUGGUGGUGCGGCAGGCGCGGUCGCGCGACCCCUGGCUGUCGGCGCGGCUCUACGACCACGACCUGCCGGCGCACGUGGUGGUCGUGACUGACUGGCUGCGCACCGCCGCCGACCACCGCCUGCCGGGGCUCCGGAAGCGGCGCGCCGGCCAGAACCCGGACGCCUUCCUCAUCAACGGACGCGGCAUCGUCACGGACUCUGUGCCGGGCCCGUCGCUGGCUUCGCUGGUGCGGCCGCUGGAGCCGUGGCUGGUGGAGGCCGCCCUGGCCGCCGUGCCGCCAGGUCGCCAGCGGCCGUGGCCGCAGGCGCCGCUGGCGCGCCUCCACGUGGCGGCGGGCCGGCGCUACCGCCUGAGGCUCAUUGCCGCCACCUGCCUCGUCUGCCCCUUCCGCUUCAGCGUCCAGCACCACCGGCUCUCCGUCAUCGCAGCCGACGGCGCGCCUGUCCACCCGCGCACCGUCGACGGCGUCGUCAUGUGGCCAGGGGAGCGCUACGACGUGGUGCUGGAGGCCUCGCAGCCGCCGGCCGCCUACUGGGUGCUCGUGCAGGGCCUGGGGCCGUGCGCGCCGCUGCGCCUCUACCAGCUGGCCACGCUGCAGUACGAGGGCGCCAGCUCCCGCCCUCUCACCAGGGACCCCGGCUACGCAGGGUUCGCCUCCGCCGAUGCCUACGCGGCGCCGGCACGCAUGCGGCCCUUCGACACGCCCCCGCACCUGCGGCUCGCCGUCUCCUUCGGCUUCCACUUCUUCUCGGCGGGCCGGCUGUUCGCGCCGGGCGUCUACCGCCGCUACUUCCAGCCGCCGCUGCCUGUGCUGGUGGCGGGCACCAUGAACAACGUGUCGUUCGUGACGCCGGGCAGCCCGCUGCUGACCCAGCUGGACGACCUGCCCCGGGGCGCCCUCUGCUCCGGGGUGGGCGAGGGCCGCAGCUUCGCAGAGUGCACGCACGUCGUCCGCCUGCCGCUCGGCGCCACCGUCGACCUGCUGCUCAUCGACCAGUCGCCGGUGAUGGGCGGCCUGAGCCACCCGUUCCACAUGCACGGGCUGCGCGCCUGGGUGCUGGAGGAGGGCGUCGGGCCCCCGCCGGCCGCAGAGCAGUGGCUGCCUCGCAGCGGCGCGCCCCCCUCCAAGGACACGGUGGCCGUGCCCGCCGGCGGCUACGUGCGCCUCCGCCUGCUCGCCGACAACCCGGGUUUCUGGCUGAUGCACUGCCACUUCGUGUACCACCAGCUGAGUGGCAUGGAGCUGGUGCUGCAGGUGGGCGAGCUGGAGGAGAUGGCCCCGCCCCCGCCUGGAUUCCCCACCUGCGGGGACUACCUGCCGCCCGUCUGA